ACUUUGUUGAAAUAUUGAAGAACAGAGCCACCUUAAUUAGAGUAAGACCACAUCACAAGGCUGUGUUCAAUGUUCCAUGGAGCUUAACAGCUGAUGCGGAAAGUUUUCCCUUCUCUAUCUUCUCAUUGAUUGACCCCAGAGCCGCGAGGCCGUCACCCGUGAUCAACAAAAAGCACCAGAAAAUUCCCCCUCGAUUGUGGUCUCUCGUUUGCCGCUGCGCACUUGCCUUGGUUAUGUAUGUGUCGUGCAAUGGAGGCAGACCCCCAGAUUCAUGGAGAAUCCAGAGAGAAGCAGCUCAGGAAGCAGCUCGCUGCCACUGUGAGGAAGAUCCAGUGGAGUUACGCAAUCUUUUGGUCCAUCUCCAGCAGCCAACCAGGGGUCUUGGCGUGGACUGAUGGAUACUACAAUGGUGAAAUCAAGACAAGGAAGACUACGCAGCCCGCCGAGCUAAAUUCAGAACAUAUUGCCCUCCAGAGGAGUGAAGAGUUGAGAGAAUUAUAUGAAUCACUUUCGGCGGACGAUAGAAAUCAUCACACAAGAAGGCCUUCAGCUUCAUUGUCUCCUGAGGAUCUCACUGAUACAGAGUGGUAUUACUUGGUUUGCAUGUCCUUCACCUUCAUUGCAGGACAAGGAUUGCCAGGCAAAGCCUAUGCGAACGAUCAGUAUGUGUGGUUGAACAAUGCUCAAUUCACGGAUAGCAAGAUCUUCUCGCGCUCGCUACUUGCAAUGAGUGCAUCUAUUCAGACUGUAUUAUGCAUCCCUUUCAUGAAUGGUGGGCUGGAGUUUGGCACAACUGAAUUGAUUUUGGAGGAUCCAGCUUUUGCUAAGCAAAUCACAAGUCUCUUGUGGGAGCUACCAGUUCCGGUUUGCUCCGAGCAAUCUGUAUCCACUCCUGAAAUGGCUGAAAUGGCCGUUAACGAUCAAGUGAUUCAAAAUCAAAAUCUCGGUGACGAUAUAGACAAUUCUAUGGCCUUGGAGGAUGAAACUUGGGACAUGGAAAGCCAAAACCUACUGGAGAUUAGCCCGGCGCAGUUUCCUUUCACUCUUUGCUCAUAUGCAGCUACCAAAGACGAGGCAGAGAAGUUCCAUUUUGAUAUCAGCGAAGAACUAAACACUGGUUCUCCCGGUGAUGGUUCAAAUGAGUGCUUCCAAACUCCACAAGUCGACGAUCUGUUAGAAAUGAAUGGGCUAAAUUGCAUGUCUCAGGCUGAAAACGAACAUUUUGUGCAUGAUGAACUCAGUAAUUGCCUCCAUGGUUCUCUAAACUCGAACGAGUGUGCAUCAUUGUCCUUCGUUGAUGCCCAACGGCUUCUCUCUUCGGCGACCAACGGGGUUCAAGAUGGCGACGACUUACACUAUGCGAGGACACUUGUUAGAGUUUUAUGCAACUCAAAACAGGUAAAACCAGCCCCAUGCUUCUCAAAGCUUUCUAACAAAUCGAGUUUUAUUGCCUGGAGAAGUGGCUCGAACAACACGAAGCCAUUCAACGCCGAGCCACAAAAGCUGUUGAAGAAGAUUAUAAUCAAUGGAGAAUGGUUGCUCAAUGGCUGCUUUCUAAAUUGCCAAGAAGAACAUGGUUUACCGGAGAAUUUGUCAAAGGAAGGAUGGCCAGGCGCAACCCGUGCUUUGUCGGAGAGAAAGAGAAGGGAGAAGUUGAACGAGAAAUUUGUGGCUUUGCAAUCACUGAUUCCUUCCAUUAGCAAGCUUGACAAGGCAUCCAUCCUUGGUGACACAAUUGAUUACCUGAAAUAUCUCGAGAAAAGAGUGCAGGAGCUGGAAUCCUGCAACAAGUCGGACGAUCUUGAUAUAACUGAGAGAACAUCCGACAACUAUGGCAACAAAGCCAUCACCAUCGGCAGGAAGGCCUUGGCACACAAGCGCAAAGCUUCAAAUUUCCUCGAAGCAGAAGCUGAACAUGGCCCGAUCGGUGUCAAUGUCACCUUCAAUGAAAAAGAGGUCAAGGUAGUGAUGCAUUGCCCGUGGAGAGAAUGCCUGUUGCUCAAGAUUGUAGAAUCUAUGGGAAACUUCCAUUUGGAUCCUGUAUCAAUGCAGUCUUCAAUCGUCGACGAUGUUCUUGCACUGACUAUAACAUCCAAGUUCAGAGGCACCACUGUGGCCUCACCAGGUAUGAUAAAGAGAUCACUGCAGAGUGUAAUUUGUACACGCUUGUGAUGGAGCUGCAGUUAGAUCUGUAAUGGUGAAUUGAGUUUUGCAGCAUAGCCAAAUCUUUGACAGGUUAAAUCAUUCCAUUUGUAUUAGCUAGGCAUCAGUUUCAUCACUAGAUUCAAUCCGCAAUGUAGAGAUGUUUGUAUAAAUGCUGCCUGUGUACAUUAAUUCCUUGGCUUUUCUGUUAGUUCUUUCUUAAUAAAAAAGCUAUUUAGGGUUUCAA
Messenger RNA from Zingiber officinale, 2389 nucleotides. RefSeq names its product transcription factor EGL1-like. The record is from RefSeq and is a predicted model, not a curated record. Gene Ontology annotation, molecular function: protein dimerization activity. NCBI's taxonomy places the organism in Eukaryota, Viridiplantae, Streptophyta, Magnoliopsida, Zingiberales, Zingiberaceae. The coding region runs from base 238 to 2172 and encodes 644 amino acids. The transcript is spliced from 10 exons.